AUGUCGGUGCUGGGUGCUCUGGCAGCGGCGCUCGGCCGCGGGCGGCGCGCCCCGCGGGUCGGCUUCACACGCCUCACCACCAAGCAGGGCCCCCGCGGCUACUACAAGGGAAAGGGCGCCGCGCCUACGGGAAAACACACCAGCAAGGGCGGCUACACGCAGCAGGAGGCCAAGCACCCGCAGUACAUUGUGCCCGACCUGAGCGACUUCAAGCUGAAGCCCUUCAUUGCCACCGACACCGUGAAGCCGACACCAGCAUGA
Chlorella variabilis is the source of this 261-nucleotide messenger RNA. RefSeq lists its product as hypothetical. The transcript is spliced from 3 exons. The record is from RefSeq and is a predicted model, not a curated record. Gene Ontology annotation, biological process: translation. Gene Ontology annotation, molecular function: structural constituent of ribosome. Gene Ontology annotation, cellular component: mitochondrial large ribosomal subunit. NCBI's taxonomy places the organism in Eukaryota, Viridiplantae, Chlorophyta, Trebouxiophyceae, Chlorellales, Chlorellaceae. The coding region runs from base 1 to 261 and encodes 86 amino acids.